Messenger RNA from Cygnus atratus (black swan), 2487 nucleotides. It is a transcript of the gene SLC39A3, whose product is annotated as solute carrier family 39 member 3. The record is from RefSeq and is a predicted model, not a curated record. The coding region runs from base 1014 to 1955 and encodes 313 amino acids. Lineage: Eukaryota; Metazoa; Chordata; Aves; Anseriformes; Anatidae. The transcript is spliced from 3 exons. Gene Ontology annotation, molecular function: zinc ion transmembrane transporter activity. Gene Ontology annotation, biological process: zinc ion transmembrane transport. Gene Ontology annotation, cellular component: plasma membrane.
UAUCCAAUUAACUCACCUGGUCCACCACCACCGGGGCGAGUGUCGGCGUGGCUGGAGACGUUCCCCGGUGGUUCGUUAGCUGUGGCACCUCGUCAGCGCUCGGGGCCGUCUGGCACCCUCUGCGAGGCGAGGCGCGAGGCCCUCUGCGGGUGCCACUGAUCUCACCCCACGCGUUGAUUCAGCCCCGGUGCUGGCGGAAAACACGCUUAACUGCUGCUGCACGUGACCUGGAGGAGAACACGUUUCUGACUGAGUCAGUUGUCGUGACCUAGGCGGCUCAGACCUUGCGUUUUUCUCACCAUCUGCCUCUCUUUUGUCACACCCCGUGGACAGUAGAAACCCUGGGGUUUCUCCCAAGGUUUUCCCUUUGGAGAGCCGCCUAUCGACCGGUAACCAAAAAUUCCUCUGGCUCCUGGUACAGAGCAAACAGCCACCUGCGGAGGCAGCGACCCACCCCGGCAAGAGGGUGGCGGUGGCUCAGGACUGAAUCUGCUCUUCUCGUUUGAAGGGAGGCCUUUAAUUUCAUUUCUCAGUGGAACUGAGAGCCGCCAGCUCAAGCCCACGUUCAUUUCUCGUGGUUAACAUCAAAGCCUCGGUCCUUUGGCUGGGCUCAGGUGGAUUUUAAGGCAAGAUCCAGCGGUUUGUGCCUGGUGCUGUGUAGGUGUUCGUAAAGAGACCGAGGCUGUGCCAGUUUUGUGCAGUCAGUACAAUUCUUGCAAGAUUUUCAAGUCACUGUUUGCUGCAGUUAAAUUCUCUUCCCUGCCUGCUCCUUUGCCCCACGGUGUGAGCGCUUUGUGCCUCCUGAUCUCUCCACCCACUGCCUCCGGGGCGUGAGGGGGGAGAGUUAAGGUACAGAGGCUGGCACGCGGUUUGGGACGCAAGGUGCUCUUCUCCACAAGAAAUACCGACGCAGGGCAAUCUCUCGUUUCCCUCCUGCCCACAGCUCUGCUCCAGGAGCCCCUUUCCCUCGCCGUUUGCCUGCUGAUGCCCCCGCUGCCCGCCCAGGCGGCGCAAUGAAGAUCGUGGUCGCCAAAGUGCUGUGUCUGCUGGGCAUCUGCGUCCUCAUGCUGGCCGGCUCCCUCCUCCCCGUCAAGAUAAUCGAGGCGGAUUACGAGAAGGCUCAUCGCUCCAAGAAGGUCAUCGCCCUCUGCAAUUCCUUUGGAGGAGGGGUCUUCCUGGCCACCUGCUUCAACGCCUUGCUGCCGGCCGUGAGAGGAAAGCUCGAUGAAGUUCUUAAGCAAGGGAACGUGACCACGGACUACCCUGUGGCUGAGACCAUCAUGAUGGUCGGCUUCUUCGUCACGGUCUUUGUGGAGCAGCUCGUCUUGACCUUCCAGAAGGAAAAGCCCUCCUUCAUAGACCUGGAGACCUUCAACGCCGGUUCGGAUGUCGGGAGCGACUCAGAAUACGAGAGCCCCUUCAUAGCCUCGUCCCGCGGGCGCACGCUGUACGGCGAGCACGGCCAUCACUCCCACGGCCUGAACGUCCAGGAGCUCUCCCGCUCCAGCCCCUUGCGGCUGGUCGGCCUGGUCUUUGCUUUGUGCACGCACUCCAUCUUCGAGGGACUGGCGCUGGGCUUGCAGGAGGAAGGCGGCAAAGUCCUGAGCUUGUUCCUGGGCGUUGCCGUCCACGAGACGCUGGUGGCGGUGGCGCUGGGCAUCAGCAUGGCCAAGGCCUCGCUGCCCAUGAAGGACGCGGCGAAGAUGGCCGUGACGGUGAGCCUGAUGAUCCCCCUGGGCAUUAGCAUCGGGAUGGGGAUCGAGAGCACCCAGAGCGCCGCCAGCAACAUCGCCUCGCUGCUCCUGCAAGGCGUCGCGGGGGGAACUUUCCUCUUCAUCACCUUCUUUGAGAUCCUGGCCAAGGAGCUGGAGGGCAAGAACGAUCGCCUGCUGAAGGUCCUCUUCCUGGUGCUGGGCUACGCCGCGCUGGCGGGGCUGGUCUUCUUCAAGUGGUGAGGACGGGAGCGGUGGGGAGCCAACCUCACCUCCUGCCCCUUGCGGCCGGCCCCGAGACGAGCCUGCCGUCAGCCAGGGGGGGACGCUGGAGCUUGGCAGCCACGUGAAACAUCCCGGCCCAGGAGGUGUUUCGGCACUGACCCGAAGGAGGAGGGUUUUCUCCUCUGCGCUCAGAGGGAGAGGAAAACGAGGAGCGUCCCAGCGUAGGUGUCACGAGGCGCCGUCCCUGCCCCUCGGGUCUGCGGGUGCAGCAGCCUGUGCAGAGAUUACUGGAAACAAACACUGCGAGGCUGGUUCUGAGGCUGCCUUCCCAGAGCUCGUCAGGCACGUCGUUUCCUGUUGAUCUGCACAGCCGGCCCCCUUCCUCCCUCCCCUCACACCCCUUGCAAAAACUCCGGCCGAGCCUCGGCUUCCUUCACACCCAGGCUCUGAGGAGGUGAGAAACCGUAACCGAAAUAAAGUCAGCGGCAGGUGGGAUCGCGGCUCGCACAGCUGCGCUAAGCUGCUUUUGCUAGCUUGGUUUUGAGCAAAA